Molecule: messenger RNA, 2825 nt
Organism: Lactuca virosa
Lineage: Eukaryota; Viridiplantae; Streptophyta; Magnoliopsida; Asterales; Asteraceae
Source: the annotation of a GenBank genome assembly
UUGUAAGAAACAUUAUUAUAUAAAUUGAAAAAAAGUUUUAACUCAAUUCCAUAAAUAAUUCUUCAAUUCUUUAACCCCGCCCCCAUUCGCUCCGACCUGAAAAUAUUGGCGCCAAGGAUUCACACCGUAGAACACGAUGCAUAGCUUACUAGGGUUUCAUCCUCCUCACUUCUCUGAGGAAGCAGCAUGGCUUCCGGGUUGGCUUCAGUCUUCCUCGAUAAGGGAGGCGAGCAAUCAAGCGUUUCAAUGUUCUUCAGGGCAAAGGCUCGAGGACAUUGGAUGCCUUCAGCAAAACAUGAAUACCAUAGAAAAUGAGAAUUUGUGUGAUAAUGGUGUGUGUAAGAGUUUCCAUUUAUUUUUAUCUGGAGAAGACAACUCAACCAUGAAUUUUCCUUCAUGUUCUAGCAAUCAUGAAAUUCGAUUCCAUCUUCAUCUAUCAUCAAAUGAAGAAUCUCAAAAUUUAUCAAAUCCAACUCCAAGUAAAUCUCAACUACAACCUCUUCCAGUUCCAGAAUCCAAAGUUACCCCUGAGGAGAACACCCAAAAUCCAAGUCCACAGAAGGGCAAUUCAGGAAUUUCCAGUCAUGAACCUUUAAAGGGGCAAAAUGGGAAAACCCCGAAAUCUCAUAAAGUUGAUAUCACAGAUGCAGUGGAACUAGCUGUUGCAGCAUCAGAAGCAUUAAUAAUCCACGAGGUAGUAAAAGAUGAACCAAAUUCACAACUUUCAACCCCUUCAUCUGUUCUUGAAGCUGCAAUAAGGGUAAAAAAGGCACGAUUGGAGGAACUUAAUGAUGAUUUUGAGGAAAACAAUGACAAUGAGUAUGAGGUUGACUUUCUUUCGGAUUUGGAUGAGUUGACCAUGGCAGAUGCAUAUGAAGAUGUGGGAUUAACAGUCAGUGGUUCUUGUUAUGAAUCCAUAUCUCAUGUUAAAGAUAGUUAUGGAACCCUAGAAGCUGAAUUUAGUUCUAUUUCCACAAAACAAGAGAUAUUAUCAAAAGAAGGAAUUGUUUUAGAAUCUAUUGAAGGUGAUACACAUAAAGAACAUGAUGCUGAUCUAGGGUGCGAUUUUGAUCCCAUGUUUAGUUGUUCUGUUGAGCAACCUGAUUUUUGCACAAAAAAGGUUGUGUUAGAAAAUGAAGGCAAGAUGACAAAUUUGAUUCAAGAUAGAUUUCAAAGCCGUUGGUUUGGUUGUUGGACGUGUAAGAACGAAGUUGGGAUUCCUUCAGUUACAGACAACAAAAUCCCUGAAAAACCAUUUGCUUUAAAUGAAACAAGUUUUUUCUCGGAAUCUGCCGAUAUUGCCCCUGAUAUGAAUUCAGCCAUACAAAAACAGGACAAUACUGUUUCUCAAUCAACCAUACCUCCUAAAGAUAUAGACACACACCAGAAAACUACCAAUAACAGUAAUUUUCUUUCCCAUACUGCCCCUGAUAUGUCUCUUAGUGUGUCCCCAAUGGAGGACCUUUUGUGUUCUGUUGUUCCUUGCAGCUUUUCUUCCGAUAAUACCCCUCCCCAUGUUAAUCUCCAUAACCCAAAAAGCGUCUCACCCCAAAAUACCGAUAAUACCCUUCACCAAGAUAAUCUAAAAAGUGUCUCACCCCAAAAUACCGAUAAUACCCUUCACCAAAAUAAUCUAAAAAGUGUCUCACCCCAAAAUACCGAUAAUACCCUUCAUGAGAAUAUUUCAAGUCCUAUACGAAGACAUGUGUCCUCACUUAAAACUUACAGCAUCUUACCACAUCCCCCUUAUGAUCCAUACUCGGUGAACAAACAACCUACACAAGAUGAUGUUGAGAAAAAGACCAAAUUACCCUUGGCUACUAUAAAUAAAGAAAAUCCCGAGUUAUUUCCAACCGAGGUUUUCAGAAAGGUGAAGUCCAACAUCAAAAGCUGUGUAGUUCCAAUGAGAAAACGUGUCCGUUUUUCAGAACCCGAAAUUAUUCACACAAAAAAAACCCGAGUCACAUUCACAUGCAAAAAAACGCGUUUAUUCCAAGAUCUUAAGUUUUUAAUUACGGGUUUUUCAAUCAAGAAACAUAAAGAAAUCAAGAAUCUAAUUCAAAAAAACAGUGGCAUAGUUUUAGAUGAUAUUCCAUCUCCUCCAUCUUCAACUUCUAGAAGACAAAAAAAAUUCUCAGAAUAUCGACUUCCUGUGAUUUUGAGUCCCAAAAGGCUGCUUACAACCAAGUUUUUAUACGGGUGUGCAGUCAACGCGAGUAUUCUCAAAGUCAAAUGGCUGUUUGACUCAGUCAACGAAGGAUCAAUCUUACCACAUAAGAAAUACAUGAUUUUAAAAGAACAAGUGAUUAAUUGUAGCAUGAUAAUUGGGAUUCGGAUGCCAAGUAGAUUAAUUUUCCAAGAUAUUGCGAUUAUGCUUCAUGGGAAACAUGAUUUUUGUAUGAAAAUGGAGAAAGUUGUGAGGCAUGGAGGGGGGUUGGUGUUCAAGUCGUUUCAUUGGUUGGUGAAGAGACUUGAGACAAAUAGGGUAUUGGUAGGGGCGAUUGUUGUGGAGGGCGAAAUCGGUAUUUCACGUCAGUUGAAGCAAUGUGCGGUAGAGCAAAAGAUUUCGGUGGUCCCGUUUGAUUGGAUUGUGAAGAGUUUAUAUGCGGGUAGGGUUCUUCCUUCACUUGAAGAAUUCAAGAACCCAUAUAGAGUUCCUUUGGAAAUGAGUGAAGAAAUAUAAAUCUUCAAAUAAAUGGGGUGUUUGUUUGUUUGUUUAUUGUUAUUAUUAUUUCAUUUAAAAUGUAUUAUAAAUUGUAUCUUUACAUGAAACGAAUAUUGGAGAUGUCCCUGAAUUAGUGUUAAUUAAUAUGUUAUGCAUCGGU